AUCAAAAUCACAUGACAGUGAGUUGGGCCUUUGGCAUGCUGCAAAACAACAAUUCUUUUGUUUUGAGAGUGGACCCCGUGACAGUGCAAAGUCAAGUAGCUGUGUUUCUGCCUUUGUCAUUUGUGUCUUUCCUUGCGAGUGAGCAACAAGUUCUUUUUCCGUUCUCGUGGUUUUAAAAACCGUGAUUUCAAGAUGAAGACUGCGAUCGCCUUGGUAGUUUUUCUGGCAGCGGUAGUCGCUAACGCAACAAGGAUUCCCUUGUACAAGACAAACAGAGUGAGACACACAUUAUCCGAACAGGGGCUGACUGCGAAACAUUACACAAAGUACCUCACCCCCAGCAAUGGAACAGUCCGCAUUAUUGACUACAUGGAUGCCCAGUAUUAUGGAGCUAUUACCAUCGGAACACCACCUCAGAACUUCAACGUGAUUUUUGACACUGGAAGCUCAAACCUAUGGGUUCCAAGCGCAGACUGCAGUCUGUUUGACAUCGCAUGCAAAACUCAUAAUAAGUAUGAUGAGAAGGCAUCCUCCACCUUCCAGAAGAAUGGAACGGCAUUUUCUAUCCAGUAUGGUACAGGAGCCUGCUCAGGUAUUCUGGACAUUGAUAAUGUUGCGCUUGGGAGUGAGAUUGCCUACAACCAAACCUUCGGUGCGGCCUUGAAGGAGCCCGGAAUCACCUUCAUCGUCGCUAAGUUUGACGGCAUUCUCGGGAUGGGAUAUCCUGAGAUCUCCGUAGACCGAGUGGUUCCCGUGUUUGACACGCUGAUGGCCCAACAUGCGCUCGAUAAGAACGUGUUCUCUUUCUAUCUUAACAGGAAAGAAGGAGCUAAAGUUGGCGGAGAGCUCAUCUUGGGUUCUUCAGAUCCUAAAUACUACACUGGUAACUUCUCGUAUGUACCCGUCUCAAAGAAGGGCUACUGGCAAUUCAACAUGGAUGGGGUGGCUGUCGGAGAGGGAAAAACUCCUCUUGGCAAGUUCUGCAAUGGUGGUUGCGAGGCAAUCUGCGACACUGGCACCUCUCUCUUGGCCGGACCAACAGCCGAAGUGGAAAAGAUUCAAACUUUGAUUGGAGCUGCGCCUCUCGUCAAAGGAGAAUAUCUUGUAAGCUGUGAUAAGAUCCCAACCAUGCCCAACAUUGUCUUCACCCUCAAUGGUAAAGACUUUGUCCUGACACCAGAGGACUACGUCUUGAAGGAAACCACGAUGGGAGAGACACUCUGCCUGAGUGGAUUCAUCGGAAUGGACGUCCCUAAACCCCUGGGCCCGCUUUGGAUCCUCGGCGACAUCUUCAUCGGCAAAUACUACUCCGAGUUUGAUCGAGUGAACAACCGUGUAGGGUUCGCUGAUGCCGUCAAGGGUGUAGAAAUCAAGGGGGAGUAUUAAGAACCCUGGUUUUAUAAAUGACAGGUUUUUCUUGGGGUGGUUGGGGAGAAAAAAACGUAGAUGGAUCAAGUUGACCACUUGUUUAGCCCUUUCCGAGGACAAAACUCAGGUUAAAAAAAAUAAUUGGUGGAAGAUGCCAUUGAUGAGUGAAUAGUGGUCACUGAGUGCAGUGGAUGGAAUGAACUUUUUGAGAAAUGGGGGUGGGGGUGCACUUAGUGGUCACUUUGAUUCAUUGGUUUUUUGUUCAGAUAUGCAAAUUUUACAUUUUUGUGUAAUGUGAAGAAGCAAAUUCACCAAUGUUUAUUGCGAUUGCUACAAUUUAUUUAAGCUUGAUAGUGAUGUAAACAUGCUCAAAGGUUUUCAAUAUUAUGAUUGUAACCACCAAAUUUGAUGAAAUUGUCACAUUUUUUGUUGUGAUUAAAAUGAAUUAUGCUUACAUGAAUACAGUCAUCAACCAAAAUGCCAUUUCUCAAAACAGUUUGUGACUGGAAGCCUGCUAAUGUUUGCUGAGCAGAAAUUUGCUAAGCAUUAUUUUUUCCUUAAGCAAUUUAGUCCAAGGCUUUUUUCCACUCAUUGGCUUUUACUCUGCUAAAA
Asterias rubens (European starfish) is the source of this 1980-nucleotide messenger RNA. RefSeq names its product cathepsin D-like. Bases 193 to 1386 code for a protein of 397 amino acids. Gene Ontology annotation, biological process: proteolysis. The transcript is spliced from 9 exons. Gene Ontology annotation, molecular function: aspartic-type endopeptidase activity. The record is from RefSeq and is a predicted model, not a curated record. Lineage: Eukaryota; Metazoa; Echinodermata; Asteroidea; Forcipulatida; Asteriidae.